Cuscuta campestris is the source of this 1490-nucleotide messenger RNA. The record is from the annotation of a GenBank genome assembly. NCBI's taxonomy places the organism in Eukaryota, Viridiplantae, Streptophyta, Magnoliopsida, Solanales, Convolvulaceae.
AACAAGAGCACACAUGACUAUAUUUAGACUUACACAUUGAGAGAAUUUGAUGAGUCAAAGUGCUUAAAUGAACAGUUUCAAAAAUCAAAAUUGGACAAAUAUUGGGGGAUGGAGGGAGUAAAAAAAGGCAGUUCAUUUGGACUUUGUAUAGUGCCAAGACUUUCCAUCUUCUUCUUGGAUUGAUUAUUUAUUCAAACAAGAAGCUAUCGCAUCAUCUUCUCUUCAACUCUGAUCUCUCCUACAGCAGCUCAGAAAUAUGCAAGGUGCAGAUAUUAACCUAAGAAUUUCACGAAUCUCAGCUCACCUAUCCCCUCAUAAAUCCCAGACGGAAGAAGUUUCUGGUUUGGGGAUGGCGAAUUGCAGGGCCAAAGGGGCGUCGCCAGGGUUUAGAGUUGCGAUUUUGGGUGCUGCUGGAGGUAUAGGACAGCCUCUUUCUAUGCUCAUGAAGAUGAACCCGUUGGUCUCGCUUCUGCAUCUCUACGAUGUGGUAAAUACACCAGGUGUUACCUCAGAUAUCAGCCACAUGGAUACUGGUGCUGUGGUGCGUGGUUUUUUGGGGCAACAACAGUUGGAGGAGGCUCUCACGGGCAUGGAUCUUGUAAUCAUUCCUGCUGGUGUUCCUAGAAAACCUGGGAUGACAAGAGAUGACCUUUUUAACAUUAAUGCUGGAAUUGUUAAGACCUUGUGUGAAGGAAUAGCAAAGAGCUGUCCAAAAGCUAUAGUCAAUCUAAUUAGUAACCCUGUGAACUCAACGGUUCCAAUUGCUGCAGAAGUUUUCAAAAAGGCCGGCACCUAUGAUCCCAAACGGCUUUUGGGAGUGACAAAGCUUGAUGUUGUGAGAGCCAAUACAUUCGUGGCUGAAGUUCUGGGACUUGAUCCAAGGGAAGUGGAUGUUCCAGUUGUAGGUGGUCAUGCAGGAGUUACAAUUUUACCUCUUUUGUCUCAGGUUAAACCUCCGUGUUCUUUGUCUCCUGAGGAAACUUCAUAUCUGACCUCACGUAUUCAAAAUGGAGGCACUGAGGUUGUUGAGGCAAAAGCUGGUGCAGGAUCUGCAACACUGUCCAUGGCAUAUGCUGCUGUCAAAUUUGCAGAUGCAUGCUUACGGGGAUUAAGAGGAGAUGCUGGAGUUGUUGAAUGUGCCUUUGUGGCUUCUCAGGUGACGGAGCUCCCUUUCUUCGCAUCCAAAGUACGGCUUGGGCGCAAUGGAAUUGAAGAGAUUUACUCACUUGGUCCCAUGAAUGAAUAUGAAAGGGCUGGGCUGGAAAAGGCAAAAGAAGAGCUAGCAGCGAGUAUUCAGAAGGGGAUUAUGUUUACAAGAAAAUGAAUAGGCUCUUGACACAUACGUUUUGUCCAGUGCCUUGUAGUGGUGUGGGAACCAUGAGGCUUCUCUCUUUUCACCCAAAAGUAAAAGAAGAUUAUAUAUAUACUUAUAGAGGGAAAACAAGUAUGCAAGUUAAAGAAUGUUGAAAUAAUAAAUGAUAAUAUCAUAU